Molecule: messenger RNA, 3463 nt
Organism: Physella acuta
Lineage: Eukaryota; Metazoa; Mollusca; Gastropoda; Physidae
Biological process (GO): protein phosphorylation
Molecular function (GO): protein kinase activity; protein binding; ATP binding
Source: RefSeq, a predicted model, not a curated record
AUGAAUCCGAACAAUACACCAAAGAUUACAUCUGAAAAUGGAGAUGGCAACACACCCGAAUUACUUGUAAAAAGCGGAUCAGAAGAAACGGAUGUUUUAACAAGUGCAGCUUGUAAUGGACAAUACAAAACAGUACAGCUCCUAAUAGAUAGUGGAGUAGAUAUUAAUUGUUUUGGAAAUAAUGGAAUGAAUGCAUUAAUUACUGCAUCGCUAAAUGGUCAUCAUGAAAUAGUAGAAUUACUUAUAAAAAAUGGAGCAGAAAUUAACGGUCGAAUUGAAAAAAAUGGAAGAAAUGCUUUAAUGAUAGCAUCUAAAAAGGGCCAUGAUAAAACUGUAAAAAUACUAAUAGAAUGUGGGACAGAUGUUAACAAUUGGGAUACAAACGGAAUUAACGCAUUAAUGGUUGCGUCACAAAAUGGCCAUUAUAAAACAGUAAAAUUACUAGUUAACUGUAAAGCCGAAAUUAAUCAUGUCGGGAAAAAAGGGAUCAAUGCAUUAAUCUCUGCUUCUUGUAAUGGACAUGAAUCUAUUGCAAAGCUACUUAUAAAAUGUGGAGCAGAUAUUAAUCACUUUGAAGCAAACGAAAUGAAUGCAUUAAUGUAUGCAUCACAAAAUGGUCAUGAUAAAAUAGUAGAAUUUCUUAUACAAAGUGAAGCAGAGAUUAAUCAUUUUGAAAAAAAUGGGUGCAGUGCUUUAAUGCUGGCAUCUCAAAAUGGACAUGAAAAAACGGUGAAUUUACUUAUAAGAAGUGGAGCAGAUCUUAAUAUUGUUGACACAGAUCGAACUGAUGCAUUAAUGAUUGCAUCUCAUCAUGGUCACUUCAAAAUAGUAGAAUUAUUAAUACAACAUGGCGCAGACAUCAAUCGUGUUGAAACCGACGGAUACGAUGCGUUAAUGCUAGCAUCAAAACAAGGAUAUUAUGAAAUAGUAGAUUUGCUUGUGAAAUGUGGAUCAGAUAUUAAUCGUUUCGAUUUGAAUGGAUGGAAUGCAUUAAUGCUUGCAUCUGAAAAUGGACAUUUAGAAAUAGUAAAGUUACUUAUUAAAUGUGGAUCAGAUGCUAAUCGCACAGAUUCAAAUGGAAUCGAUGCAUUAAUUCUUGCAUCUGAAAAUGGACAUUUAGAAAUAGUAAAGUUACUUAUAAAAUGUGGAUCAGAUGUUAAUCGUAUUGAUCCAAAAGGAUGCGAUCCACUGAUGCUUGCAUCUGAAAAUGGACAUUACAAAAUUGUAAAGUUACUCAUAAAAUGUGGAGCAGAUAUUAAUCGUAAUGAUUCAAAUGGAAGUGACGCAUUUAUGCUUGCAUGUGAAAAGGGACAUGAGAAAAUAGCAAAAUUACUUCUAAAAUGUGGAUCAGAUGUAAACCGUGUUGAAACAGAUGGAUUGGAUGCAUUAAUGCUUGCAUCUAAAAAUGGUCAUGAUAAAAUCGUAGAUUUGUUACUUAGAAAAAAAGCCGAUUUCCAUUGGUUAAAAGCAACCGGAGGGAAUGAAUUAGAUAAUACACCUCAAAUUGGUCGUGAUGAUUAUGUAGAAGAUUUAAAGUCAUCAUUUAUACAAUAUUUACUAAAUUUAAUAUGCCUAGCAUUUGAAGAAAGUCACACCAUAAUUAUCAACACAAUUUUGGUGGUUAUUGAAUCAUAUAAUGGUAAAUCAAGUUUGACAAGUCAGGUUCAGGUUCAGGCUCAGGCUCAGGCUCAGGCUGAGGCUGUGGCUAUGGUUGUAUUAGCGGUUGGGUUUGGGAUUUUAAACUUUGCUGAGCUGUUGGAAAAUGUUUCCUAUGUCAUGGCAGAGUUUUCUAGAAUGCAAAAGCUUGACGCUUUUCAGUUUUUCUUUUGUCAAAAAUCAUUAAGCAAACUGUACUGGGCGAUCAGCGAAAAAGGCAGUGACAACAGCUCAGAUUUUGCUUUGUGUUUGGCUAAAAAUAGCACCGUGGAGAUUUUUAGUGAGCAUAUCAUAUUAAAUAACGAGACGCAGAGUUCGCAGUCCCAGUUUGUUACUUACAGAAUUAUAAUAAUUUUACACAACAUUGCCCGAAGGAAACAAGCAAAGAUAUUAUUGUGUCUCAGAAGAAUAAAAAAUACUCUGAUGGAAAUAAGAUUUCAAGAUGCUGUUACUUCACUUAUUGCGAAGAUGUUGCUUUCGGUGAUUGUAGAUGAUGCUGAUAUCAUAAUUACAACAAGUGAGGAGAUUCAUGGUGUAAUGCGAUACAUCAAAGAAGCAUCAGAAGCUACUGACAAAAUGCACAACGGUGUACAUCUUUCUGAAUUGCUUCAAGGACUUGCGAAAUUCGCGAAACACCCACCGGCCUGUGAAGAGAUUCUUCCUUUACUUGACACGUUGAAGGAUUUCCUUGGUGAAGAGGAUCUAGAAGAACUGGAAUACACAACAGAGUGUCUGAAGGAAAUGAGUCAAAAUGUAAAGGCUAGCAAAAACAUUAUAACCAGUCCAGAUUUCACAGAUCGUUUAACUACGCUGAAUAAAAGUGAAAACAUCGACAUUACAGGAAAUGUCAAUUCCAUAUUUUGGAGGUCGGGACGAACAACUGGAAUAUUACCGUCACAAUCAGACAAAGUUUUAUCUGAUGAUUUCCCAAAAGAAUUUACGAUCGAGACAGAUACUUUAGGACAAGGCGCGUUCGGCAGUGUCCAUCUUGUCACAGAUAAAAAUAAUCCUGAGGACAAGACAUUUGUUGCGAAGAGACUUUACUUUCACAAUGAAACAGAUGUGGAAGUAUGUAAACAUGAGGCGAGGAUUCUUCUCAAGACAAAACACAGGCGGAUUGUUCAAUUUCACGGAUUUCAAAGGAAGAAAGAUGAAUUCUUCAUUUUCAUGGAGUAUCUCAAACAUGGCACCCUCGAAUCUUAUAUCUCUUUAAGUGGUAACCUUAAUGAGAAAACGACGCGACAAUUUACGAUUCAAAUCCUGGAGGGUGUGGAUUACUUGCAUCAAAACAGCAUCUUACACAGGGAUAUUAAAGCUAACAAUAUUUUAAUGGAAGAUGAGAAAAACAUCAAGUUGACAGAUUUUGGGAUCUCUGAAAUUAUUGACGGUAAUGGAGUAGCAACAGAGAAAGGAACAGUGCGUUAUAUGGCUCCAGAAGUGAUGUACACAAAAGAAGGCAAGAUUAUAUACUACACCAGCAGAGCUGAUAUAUGGAGCGUGGGCUGCACUGUUGUGGAAAUGUUAACCGGGAAACCCCCCAACUCCUCACUAAUUCCAGCACAGAUCGCCUUCAGAUCAGUCAAAGGAGAUCCCCCGAGGUUUCAGCUCCCGCACACUGCCUCGAUUUGUUUACAAACAUUCCUAGAAAGGACUUUCCAACGGCAACCUAAACUUAGACCCACCGCUGAUUGGUUGCUGAAAAACGAUCGUUUUAUCAAUGAAGAAAUUGUAGAUAUAUUCUAAUAGAAGAUACUGAUUGUUAUUGUGAUAAGUUAAAAUAUUAUGUUGUCCAAGCUUCAUCACAGUU